Molecule: messenger RNA, 970 nt
Organism: Pteronotus mesoamericanus
Lineage: Eukaryota; Metazoa; Chordata; Mammalia; Chiroptera; Mormoopidae
Gene: BAD
Product: BCL2 associated agonist of cell death
Exons: 4
Coding region: 105-599 (164 amino acids)
Biological process (GO): extrinsic apoptotic signaling pathway; apoptotic process; cellular response to hypoxia
Cellular component (GO): cytosol; mitochondrion
Molecular function (GO): protein kinase binding; protein phosphatase binding; cysteine-type endopeptidase activator activity involved in apoptotic process
Source: RefSeq, a predicted model, not a curated record
CUGGGGCUCCACAGCACCAGGGCUCUGGAAGGAGAUUUAGGUCCCGGCUGAGCUCCUUGCCCAGCCAGACUCAGAGGACAGACGGGGGCCUGGGAGCCCAGAGCAUGUUCCAGAUCCCAGAUUCUGAGCAGAGUGAGCAGGAAGACUCCAGCCCUGAAGAUAGGGGCCUGGGCCCCAGCCCCACCGGGGACCAGCCUCCAGGCCUCAGCAAACACCCGUGUUCGGCCCUCCUGGGGGUAGCUGGUCACCAUCAGGACCAGCCAGCCAGCAGCAGCCACCAUGGAGGCGCUGGGUCUGUGGAGCCCCGGAGUCGCCACAGCUCGUACCCCGAGGGGACAGAGAAUGAUGAGACCGAGGAGGAGCCCAGCCCCUUCCGCAGCCGCUCGCGUUCGGCGCCUCCCAACCUCUGGGCCGCACAGCGCUAUGGCCGUGAGCUCCGGAGGAUGAGCGAUGAGUUCGAGGGUUCCUUCAAGGGACUUCCUCGCCCGAAGAGCGCGGGCACAGCGACGCAGAUGCGGCAAAACUUCAGCUUGACGCGCAUCUUCCAGUCCUGGUGGGAUCGGAACCGGGGGACAGGAGGCUCCGCCCCCUCCCAAUGACACUUCUUCCCACACUCUGAAGCUCCCACAGCGCGCGCGCGCGCUGCCACUGGCAGCCAUCUUGCGUGUGGGCGGAAGUCGUUUCUGAAGGCCUAGCCUAUGCAAAAAGAGGAUCAGGUCUCUCCCUUUCGGAAGGAGGUGUUCUGACACAGAGCCCGAUUCCCUUCCGGAGUGUGCGGGGAGUUACCGAGGGUUUGGUCCCAUCGGAAGUUUUGAAGUUUUUCCGCCCUCAGCCGCUGGAAGUGGGUUGCUCCAGGCGCCUGCGCCAAGUUGCUAGUCGGGAUAACUAACCACCAGAACCCUUUUUCUCCGCGGUGACGACUGCGAGCUGACGCUCGCCACGAAACAUGCUAAUAAAUUCCACUUCUGUG